Stereum hirsutum FP-91666 SS1 is the source of this 1755-nucleotide messenger RNA. RefSeq lists its product as uncharacterized. The transcript is spliced from 4 exons. The record is from RefSeq and is a predicted model, not a curated record. The coding region runs from base 47 to 1603 and encodes 518 amino acids. NCBI's taxonomy places the organism in Eukaryota, Fungi, Basidiomycota, Agaricomycetes, Russulales, Stereaceae. Gene Ontology annotation, cellular component: cytoplasm.
CUGACCUCGACAAGUAUUCAUCUUCCUUCCCCAUAAGCCCUGCAUUAUGAACUUCUUCGAUGCAGCCUUCGAGGCUCCGGCAGCGUCGCCUACACCACCACCGCAGGCUGCCCAGCCGCAACAACAGAGCCUGAACGAAGAGGUGUCUGAAGUGAUGGGGCAGCUCGGGAAGUUCUGGGGUGGAUUCAGGAAACAGAGUCAGACAGCUUUGGAAGCGGCAAAGAAGGACUUGGGCGGUUAUGUGGCACAAGCGCAGCAGGAGCUCACGAAGCUUACGGCGGCGGAGAACACGACUGGAGCAGCAGAAUCUUCUACGACCACAAGGGAUGGAGGCUCUGAAUUGUCUGGGGAUGCUGGCGAAGCCUCUAUAGCAGGGCCUUCAUCCACAUCAUCUUCAUCGUCUUCAAUGACUGCAUCGACCUCCACCCUCCCCGCACACGACUCCCCUGACUCCCCGGACCCAUCAUCAUCACAGUCACACCAACGUUCUCAAUCCCAGAACUUCUUCACCCGCCUCCAAUCCUCCAUCCCCCCCGACUUCCUACAGAAAGUCCAACAGAACCUCCCAGAGCAACUUCGGCACGCUCCUGAACGCGUCGACCUCGCCCAGCUCCGAACUGCCCUCUCCGACGAACUGCAGCGCGUCAAGUCAAGCGCGGCGGUGACGGCUGCGACGGCCGAGAGUAGGGAGUUUUUGAGAGGUGCGACGGAGUUCUUGAAGGAGGCUGUUAAAGUCGUGCCCCCGGAUGAGGCGAGUGCUUCUAGUGGUUCGGGCGUGCAAGGUAUUAUGUGGGACGGAAUGGACGUAUGGAUGAUACCCAUGAGUUCAGGUGCAGAGACACCUACGUCCGCGGCCGAGGGACAGGAUGCAGGAGGGUCGAAGGCGAGGAAGAGUGGGGAGGUGAAGGCGAUAGCGACGAGGAAGGAGGCGAUAUUGAGGACUUUGAGGACGAAUCCGGAUAUUUUGAAGGUCGAUCCGAGGGCGGAGCCGAGGACGAAGGUUUUGUUUGAGGAGUGGGAGAGCAAGGACGUGGAGAGCUUGGAGGGUACGGUUCAGGGAGAGGCUUGGAUUGAGAAGAUACAGAAGGAGCUGGAGACGGAUAUGAAUGCAUUGACGGCGACGAGGGAUACCUUGACAUCACAGGAGGGCCCAGCAUUGACUGAGAACGAGUUCUGGAUGCGAUAUUUCUUCCGCAAAUACCAAAUUGAGCAGGAUGAAGAGAGGCGGAAGGCACUCUUGGAAGGUUCUAUUGAACAAGAAGAGGACAUCGGCUGGGAAGACGAUGACGAUGAGGCUACCUCUCCCACAGCUACCGGCCCCUCCCGCAAUCAAUCUCAACAAGAAGAAGCUAAAUCAGAAGCCCCCUCUACGACCGCCAUCACUGCAGGUGAUUCCGCUGCCCCUUCUACAGAGCAGCAUCUUCUCGCUCCCGCUACCGCCAGCACUCCAGGAACCGGGAGUCCAAGGGAGAGUAGCGAGGAGAGUUACGACAUGUUGUCAAGCAGUCGCACAAGUAAUGUUGGAGAACCUCCUGUCAAGGUUAAGGAGAGGGCGAGGAGGACGGAGGAUGAUGAUGAUGAUAGUGGGAGUGACUGGGAAUGAUGGACGAAACUAGUGUGGCGCGCCAUAGCAGAACCCUUAUGAGUAGUCUGUAUGAGUAUGUGUUGUUGUUGUUUUGGAUGACGGCGUUGGAUGGAAUUUUGUGUAUCCGAUGUGGCUUACGACCGAUAUAUACUAUCAUGACCUAUGUACAA